UUCCUUCCAAUAUAUGGACAUCGACCGAAGUUCCAAACCGAACUUUAUAUUCUCUACGAAAAUAACGCAGAGACUUAGGUAUCGUUGCAGCUUAGACAUAUACAUAUAUCUCCGGCUAUCUCCGGUGGACUUUCCGGCGUCGUCUUGCCGCCGGGAAUCUAUGGCUACAGAUCCGUCGUUCAACGUACGUUCCAAUGAGAUUAUUGCUCUCGACAACGGGAGAUUAUGCGUAUACGACGUCGAGGAGCUCCAGAAGAUAAGGGCCAUAAUAGAGAUGGAGAACCGGCGGAGUGAUGUAACGGCGUUAGGAGCGCCGUUAGUGGGGGUGGGAUCUCCGUUACGGUUUAGGGUGAAGAGAUCGCUGCAGAGGUUUUUGGAGAAGAGGAAGAAGAGAGGCCAGGCCCUCGCUCCUUUUUGCUCAUCUUCCACCUCAUCUCCCAAUUUCUAAUUAUUAUUAUUAUUUAAUAUGAAUUAAUAUAUGCUGAGUUGUUCUAUAGUUAGAUUGUUCGUUUCUUGAAUAAAUCUUUUGAGUUAAUAUGAA
Tarenaya hassleriana is the source of this 541-nucleotide messenger RNA. Its product is annotated as protein JAZ13-like. The transcript is spliced from 3 exons. The coding region runs from base 14 to 448 and encodes 144 amino acids. Lineage: Eukaryota; Viridiplantae; Streptophyta; Magnoliopsida; Brassicales; Cleomaceae. The record is from RefSeq and is a predicted model, not a curated record.